CACUUCCCUCCAGUUAAAGAGACAAAGAGCAUAAAACACUUUCCCCCAGUUAAAGAGACAAAGAGCAUAAAACACUUUCCUCCAGUUAAAGAGACACAAAGCAUAAAACACUUUCCUCCAGUUAAAGAGACAAAGAGCAUAAAACACUUCCCUCCAGUUAAAGAGACACAAAGCAUAAAACACUUCCCUCUAGUUAAAGAGACAAAGAGCAUAAAACACUUCCCUCCAGUUAAAGAGACAAAAGCAUAA
Lottia gigantea (owl limpet) is the source of this 249-nucleotide messenger RNA. RefSeq lists its product as hypothetical. Lineage: Eukaryota; Metazoa; Mollusca; Gastropoda; Lottiidae. The annotation marks the transcript as partial. The transcript has a single exon. The record is from RefSeq and is a predicted model, not a curated record.